Messenger RNA from Physella acuta, 531 nucleotides. Its product is annotated as large ribosomal subunit protein eL24. Gene Ontology annotation, biological process: cytoplasmic translation. Gene Ontology annotation, cellular component: cytosolic large ribosomal subunit. The record is from RefSeq and is a predicted model, not a curated record. Gene Ontology annotation, molecular function: mRNA binding; structural constituent of ribosome. Lineage: Eukaryota; Metazoa; Mollusca; Gastropoda; Physidae.
CGUGACUUGUGUUGUCCUUUCUGGUUUCCGGUCGUCUACAAUGAAGAUCGAACUUUGUUCAUACAGUGGCCUCAAAAUCUACCCAGGCCAUGGCAAACGCUUGGUCAAGGCAGAUGGCAGGACUUUUCACUUUUUGAGCCACAAAUGUGAGCGCUCACAUGCAAUGAAACGCAACCCUCGUAAUAUCAACUGGACUGUGCUGUACCGUAGGAAACACAAGAAGGGUCAAGUUGAAGAGAUUUCCAAGAGAAGGUCACGUCGCACUCAAAAGUUCCAAAGAGCUAUUACUGGUGCUACUCUUAAUGAUAUUUUGGCAAAGAGGAACCAAAAACCUGAAGUGCGCAAAGCUCAGCGUGAGCAGGCCAUCAGAGCAUACAAAGAGAAAGUUAAAGUAAAGGAGGCCCAGAAAAAGACUGUAAAGCCUGUACCUACCAAGCAACCUAAACAAGCCAAGGCUCCUAAACAACCUAUGGCCAAAGCACCUAGAGUUGGUGGAAAACGAUAGAUAAUGAAAUAAAGAUUUGCCAUUUC